This is a messenger RNA of Oreochromis niloticus (Nile tilapia), 9142 nucleotides long. RefSeq names its product ankyrin repeat and sterile alpha motif domain containing 1Ab (gene anks1ab). The record is from RefSeq and is a predicted model, not a curated record. The coding region runs from base 1380 to 3098 and encodes 572 amino acids. Gene Ontology annotation, biological process: ephrin receptor signaling pathway. Gene Ontology annotation, molecular function: ephrin receptor binding. Gene Ontology annotation, cellular component: cytosol. The transcript is spliced from 13 exons. NCBI's taxonomy places the organism in Eukaryota, Metazoa, Chordata, Actinopteri, Cichliformes, Cichlidae.
GCUUUCGGAGCUUGUUCCUCGCCUCUGAUGGUGGUGUCCUUUCUGCACUGGCAAGAUCAGAGUGCUUCUGUGCAAUUCUAAUCAGUGCAGUGGAGGGGGAGAGAGGGGGAGAGGUACGUUAAGGUUAGAGAGACACUGCCAGAAAAGAGUGAGUAUGUGUGCAUUUGAUUGAGAGAGAAAGAGGAGCAAGAUAUAAUGGGAAGGGGUAGACAGACAGACGAUGAGUCGAGAGAGAAAGUGUGUGUGCGUUUGCAUCUGUCUAUGUGUUUGAGAACGAGAGGCAAGGAGCGAGACAGAGUGAGGGAGAGUGCAAGCCAGAGAGGGAGAGAGAGGCAGAGGGAGGGGAAGUGAUAUAGUGGGAGAGAGAGGUGGUUACGUGGAGCAGCACCCCACUUCAUCAGGCAGCAUACGGCAGCCCUGCAGUGCGAUCACACAGUAUGGGUAUGGGGCUAUGAGAUUGAGAGAAAGAAAGCAGAGAGAAGCGAGAGAGACAAGAGGGGGGGGGGAGUUACAAAGAAGAGCUUGAGGGAUUUGCUCGGAUGAGAAGGGGGGGAUGAACAGUGAGUCUGUUGGCUGUCGUGGAUGUGAGAAGGACGUGGCGGCAGUGGCUGAGCUUGAGGCAGAUCGGUGGUCUCCUGUGUAGAAGUAGCCAGCGUGAGGACGCUAUGCCCUGUGAGCAGUGAGGGGUAGCGUGUGUGAGCCAGGAGCAGCUGCUGUGACUGCAUCUGCGCUGCCUGCGUGUCUCCGACAGGCAGGGGAUGCAGCAAACCUCUGCCCUGAGCACAGAGGCUGCUAGCUGCACCCAGCGAGGGGAAGAACCAGGUGGGCUGGGGAGGGAGUGGGGGGCGCCUGCCUCAGGAAGGAGCUACCUUAACCGGCACUGUGGUCCUGCAGUGAUCCUCGCUUCAGAGUCAAGAGGCUCACCUGCCAUCUGUUGGAUCUGAACCUGGAUUUACUGCUUUCAGAGAUGAGAAGCACGUUCUUUGGCUUAGCCGCACAUCCAGCAGCUUGCUGAAAAGUGUGAAUGUGGGCAGCACAGGGAGCACUGGUACCACCAAGGACACUGAGCCUUUUUCCUCUGGCAGACAGCUUACGUGGAGCUUUAUCAAGGAAUCUAAACUUGGAUUUUAUUAUGAAUUGAGGAGUUUGGAAUCAGCACACUGUGGAAAGCCUAAGCCAACGUUUCUUUGAUGUAGGAUUUACAAUAUGUCUACCUGACCGUACUCCGUGUGGCUGUGGAGUAAGGACGAAAUAUGAUUUAAGCAAAUGUCUAUUCCUUGAUCAAAAAUAACACGCGUACCUCAACAGUACUUUAGAAUGCUGCUACCUUCAUUGUAUGAGCCUUGUCCUAGCUCUCAAAGAGGUUGACCAAUGAAGCCAUGGGACUCAGCCAGAGCUUUACAAAUGGGGCCUGUGGUAAAGCCCUGGACCAGCCGGUGGGAGAGUGGCUGGAGCACGUGGGGCUGCCGCAGUACGAGAGCAAGCUCCUGCUCAAUGGCUUUGAUGACCUACGAUUCAUGGGAAGUAACGUGAUGGAGGACCAGGAUCUCAGAGACAUCGGGAUCACUGAUCCAGGACAUCGAAAGAAAAUCCUCCACGCGGCACGCAGCUUGCCCAAGGUAAAAGCACUGGGGUGUGAUGGCAGCACAUCUCUUGCCACUUGGUUGGAUGGCCUUGGCCUGCAUGAAUAUCUGCCCAACUUUCUUGCCAGCGGCUACCGCACACUGGAGUGUGUUAAGAACCUGUGGGAACUGGAGAUCAUCAAUGUUAUUAAGGUUGGUCCUCUGGGUCACAGGAAGAGGAUCAUUGCCUCUCUAGCAGAGAGACCCUAUGAAGAGGCUCCGUCUAAGUCCCGCCGUCUGUCCCCAAUUAUGUUCCAUGACCUCCUAUCCCAGACCACAUCUCCCCUCAGUCAGCUGGACCCCUACACCAGUCGCUCCAUGGACAUGCUCCUUCCCCUGACCGAGUCAGAUCGGAGGCGAAGAGGAGUCGACCAAGACUGUAGUGUAUCUCUGCGUUCUUAUAGCGAGAGGCCACGUUCUGUAGACAGACACAGCGACCGGCAUAAAGAGUCUCGUUUAAACCUCCGGCCGCCGAGCCACUCUGCUACCUAUGCCACGGUCUCCGCCUGGCAUCACCAGCCUGAGAAACUAAUUCUGGACUCCUGCGGGUACGAGGCAACAUAUCUAGGAUCAUUGAUAAUCAGGGAUCUACGAGGGAUUGAGUCCACACAAGAUGCCUGUGCUAAAAUUAGGAAAUCCAAGGACUCCAAAAAGGGUCCAGUUGUCAUACUGUCCAUUACCUAUAGAGGUGUUAAGUUCAUCGAUGCAGCCACAAAGACUAUAGUAGCAGAACAUGAGAUCAGGAAUAUCUCAUGUGCCGCCCAAGACCCAGAUGACCUCUGCACAUUUGCAUACAUUACCAAGGAUCUGAAGAGCGGCCACCACUUCUGUCAUGUCUUCAGCACUGUGGAAGUGACACAGACCUACGAGAUCAUCCUAACGCUGGGACAGGCGUUUGAGGUGGCUUAUCAGAUGGCGAUUCAGUCCAGGGCGAGACACUACAUGCCUCCUUCAUCUCUGGGCUCUGAGGUCAUAGACACUAAAACCAGCCGUCCUGUAUCUCAGUCGUGGAGCAGCAUGCGAAGAUCAGCAGUCCUCCUGCUUCCCAGGGUGCCCCUCUGCUCGAAUGCCGCUGCUGUCACUGUCACACGUGUACUACCCACCGUCCUUCCUUCCUCCCGUUGCACUCUGUUAGCCCUGGAGUCCAGAUCGACCCCCUGGAGAUGGACCCAGACAUGCAGUCCCUGGGCAGCACCACCUGGCUCUUGGACCAGCGGGACGCCAACAGGCGCCCUGUCAGCACCAAGUACGAGACCACCAUAUUCUGAGGCCGGACUCCACAGCCGCCCCUCUGCACCCCCUGUAUUUUCCUCUGCCCCUGCAUCCGGUUCUCUAUUUAUCUCUCACACUCACACAUAUAUACAUGUGAGCCCCGUGCCUUCUCACUGUGAUGGUAUAGCAUCCCUCAGGGCUGCCUACUCCUGCACCCUCCUUUGCCCUGCCCAGCGACCCAAACCAACCUCCUACCUGCCAUGACAAACACUCCUGCGGCUCCCCCGUGCCUCCCCAACACCCCCUGGCAGCCUCCGUCGCCUGUUGCUGCUACAGCCAAUGGCGGAGCUCUGGAACGGAUGAUCCUGGACUGAUCUCAUUUUACAGUGGCCCCGCUCUCUCAACCAAACUGCCUCUUCCUCCUCAUCCUCCUCUUCCUGACAACUUGCAUCUGCCUCCAAUUCCCCGAUAGCUCCCAGAGGUUGCAUCUUUAUUAUUCUUCCUCUUUCAAGCCAUUUUUUUUUAAUUGAUUCUCCACAGGCAAAACAAGCAUGCUCAUUUUUUCUAUUGCUCUGUCUAGACUUCACACUGGCUAAAGGCAAGUUGAAGUAUUUCCAGAAAUGUUGAGUUUAUAUUAUUUUAAAAAAUGGUUUUCUGUAAGGAGUCAGUGUUUUAAACUGUUAGACGAACAGUUUGAAGUUUUGGGAAAUAUGUCUAGCAGAGAAUUACGUGAGGAUAUUGACAAAAGUCUCACAGGUGUAUAGUUAAUAUGAAGCUGAAACAGAAAUCACACAGACUACAUAUACCAGUCUCAAUAAGCACAUGCACCAAAGCAUUCUCCCACUGAUUAUUGACAAAGUUCAGCUAUUUAAUAAAUAGCUGAAGAAAUGUUCUAAUAUUAUUAGAUUUAGAUUAUAGAGUUAAAUUAUAAGUAUACUGCACUUUUUAGUUUUCACACCGGCCUAGACACAGGCGACCCCUCCACUCCCACCCUGGCAACGUGGGAAAAAAAAAGUGCAAUGGUUGCUGAGGUUGUUGGGGUCACUGUGAAAUUGGUUGCUAAAGCCCAUCAUGCAAGUUUCCUUGCGACUGUUUUGGUUUCCAGCAGAUUGUCACUGGUGCCUGUUGUUCACAUGGAAGACGCCAACUCAUCUGCAAACACUUGCAAACACUGACCUGCGAUGGCUCUGAAAGUCCCACCAGGGUAUGCCAUCCACACUUUAAGAACCGCUGGGUUAAACAAGCCACAUCGUUAGGGAGCUUUAGUGGUGCUGAUUGUUUUUCAUUUUCUAAAGCCAGGUUAGCUAGUUAUAAGAUUGUAUGCCAAACAGAUUAAAGCAUUUCUACUUAGUUUAUCCCAAAAGUUGGGAAAUGUCUGUGUUAUAGCAACCAAAACAAAAAACACAACCAAAAACAGAAUGGCUUAAAUACAUUCGUACAAUAAAAAUAAAACUUAACCAAACAAAAUAACCCCAAUAAAGCAAAAACUACUCAGAAGAAAGUUACAUUUUCAGUUCAGUAUCUGUUCUUAUGGCAGCUGAGCUUAAUUAAGCAGGUGGUCUGCUACCUGUAAAUCCAGUCAGCUCCAUACUAAGUGUACAGUUGUGUCCUCUUGCAUAAUUCCCAGCAAGCAUAUUCUCCAAAAUGAUAACUUUUUCUUUAUUGUGUCUUUUUGGUAGAUUUAAAGUCAGUAGCUUAAUCUUAUAUUUAGUUUUUUGGGUUUUUUUUAUUAACAUAUAUUUUUCAUUUACACAAUUGUUUGGUUGUUUUGCCUCUCGACAGUUAUAAUUUUUUUUCUUUCUCCAUCUGUAGCCUGUCCUGUCUUACCAGGCAUCUACCACUGUGAAGCACUAUGAGGAGGCUGCUUUGAUAGCAUGGGAUGCAAGAUGGACAAUUAAUCAAUGAAAGACAAAACAGCAACAUGCAGCAAACAACUUGUGUUUUCUUUUUGUUGUUGUUGGGUUUUUUUCUACGCAUUUGUACAAUAUUCAUAGAAAGACCACAAGGAAUCGGUCACGAAUCUAAUCACUGAUGUCUGGACUCAAAACGGACCAAAAACUGAGACCUCGUAAACUCACACAAAUACACACAUACACACCCAGAAGGACAAUAUCAAGGACAACAGCCUUACUUCAUUAUGGUUAUCUAUAAUCAACUAAAAUCCCCUGACCUGCCCGAACACCACCACCCAACAACUGCACGCCUCCACCCUGCUUCUAAAAGACUUUAAAGGCAAAAAAACGAAAACAAAAAAAGGCAACACUUCUUAUUUCCUGCUGUAUUUAAAUUGACUGUGACUAGCUGGGAUGACGUUGAUGCAGAGAUGGUACAGUUUUUGUCAGGAUGAGUCUUUGCUCUGGCCUUGUACUGCCCAGUGCCUCUCAGCAGUCGUGGUAGCACUGAGAGCCUGAAAAUCACAGCUUCUUCUUAUUGUCAGUUUAAACAAAGAAAAAAAAAUGAAAAGAAACACUGUGUUUAAAAACAUGGCACUAUCCCUUUUAAGACCUUGUUUUCUUUUUUUCUUAUGGUGCAAAUGGGACAUUAGUGGAUUUUUGUGAUACUUUUUGAUAGAUGGGGCAUAACUGAAAUGCGGGUUGGGGGGAAUGAUUAAGAAGGGAUUGUAAAGAAUCCCAACAUUACUACCAGAGGCAAAAAAAACAAAACGUAAACAAAGUUUAAAAAAAGAAUAUUGGGUCUAUUAAUGAGCCUCUAGCACAAUCUGAUGCACAUUUCCCGUCAUAGCAUCUUAUUAUCAUGAUUACUUGAGUAGGUAUCCAUGUUGUUUCACUCCAAUUUAGAAUUAGGUACAGUACAUGCAAAGUGUGUUACUUUGAGGGGGUGAAAAGAUUUUAUUCCACUACAUUAAAAGAGCCAAAUCUAAAUGUUGCUCUGGUGUCGUGUUAAUGCGAGUGGAUUUGUAAUGCUGAGAGCGUGGUACCAUUUAUUUUUUUUCUUAAAAGAUUUUCCUCCUGCACUGUGACUGAAAAAAAAGGUCGUCGUGAAGUCGACACAUAUCUGUGGGUUCUCCCCUGUGUGCACUACCUGCUGUGCGUGCUGUAUGCCUUGUUUCUGUCUGUCCUCAUGGGAGUUUGGACCGUUACAUCACUGGCCACUGUCCUUGUUUUUUGUGUGCUGCGGGAGAAGUGAAGGAUUGAGCUCGUGGAGGCUGACUGAUUUUAUUUUUUUUUUAUUAUGGUGUAACCGGCCUGCGUGCGGUACCGUGGCUGUGUCAUUGCCACUCUGUUUCUGACUGUUAACUGUUAGCUUCCACUGACGAUUGCAUGUUGGCAGUGUGUUUGUGUUUUCGUACCCUUUGAUGCACUUGGCCUGAGCAGUCUCUCUGUAUGUACCGUAGCAGUGUCUCGUCUCCUCUCACUCAUCUGCCAUUCGCUUUUUACGUUCCCUCUCCCCGUCACACGCCAACUCAGCGCUUCACCCUCAUCCCUCCGUUUUGCCAUCGUCGUCCAACAUUUUGUCAUGUAUGUUCUUCCGUUCUGUGUGUCACCGAAACAACCUGCUCUAUUAUGGAUGCACAAUAUGAAAGCAUUACACUUAAAUGAGCAGCAAGCUAUUUAAAGCAAGUUUUGGUGGCAUGAUAUCGCUGUGCAUGUAACCGCUCUUUUUAACAUUGGUGUUUUCCUUGUGUAGCUCGCCCCAGCGUUCAAGUUUCCGGAUACCAAGCUGUGAGUUGAAGGGGAGCAGCCGAUGCGAGUGUGUUUGUGUGUGUUGAGUUAUAGCGGGCAGAGCAGUGUGAAAGAGGUAGAGAGAAACUGAGAGGUAAGCCUUACGCAAUGUGCAGGGCCAAACCAGCGCUUACUCUGACAUUUAGAUCUCACUCCGUAUAUCCCCUGCUCCUCCACUGCCCCUGAGAUGAAUCCCAACACAGACUAAAAGGUAACCCGGUAGUCCCACAUCACUGGCUAAACAGGACCUGUGUAUCACUCCUGUCUUGAGAAAGGUCACUCAGAAAGGUCAAGUCUAUUUCCUGGCCUCCGUGUGACUUUCUGAUCUUGUUAUGUAGGUACUGUAAUGUUUAGAGCACUGUAGACCAUUAAUGAUAUAGACCAUUAAUGAGCAUUUCUAUUGAUUCAGGUCUAUUGAAAAUGUGGGAAUUAUUAUUAAAGGGUAACAAAAUGUAGAGGAAAAGAAAAAAAAACUGUACCAGCAUACAAUGCUUUGCCCAUGUUUCUGGACAGAGUAUGGUUUGUCAAUGAAAAUGUGAUACUGUUUCAAAUUUCAAAGCAAUAUUAUAUUAAUGACAUUAAAUAAUACAAAGACUAAAGAAUCCCUCUCACGUCUGUUGUCAGCAUUGAUUUCUUUUAUAUGGCUGAGUAGUUAAAAGCAGAAACAUUACACCAGCUGUUUAAAAUUUAAAGUGACAAAUACAACAAACGUGGUAAUUAAUGUACAAUUAUACUUUCACUCUUUCUCCUGCCAAAGAGAUUAGUGGGUGGUGCAACUUUUUAUUCUAAACAAACGAUUAGCCCCCAGUCUCUGUGUCUCUCAUGUCUCCAACUGCAUUCAAGUCAGAGCCAAGCAUCCAGGUGCCUGGUGAAAACACACACACAUCAGUAUUCAACACAGUAAACGUAGCAUUUGCACAACAUGAAGAAACAGUUUUCUGUCAGGUAUAUGUUUAUCAGUUCUGUUGGGACCUGUAGCAAAGUCAAAGUUAAAUGAGAAUUACCUGUCCUUUUUUUGCAUGUUUUUGCUAACCUUAUGAAUACAAUUCUUCAAAACUGGAAUUGUUUUAGAAAUGUUUUAUUUUAGCUAAAUUCCAGCUAUGGGUAUAGAUUUAAUUUAAAUAGAAAAUGAAAAGCUGACUCUUUAAAAUGCACGUUGGGUCAUCCUGCAUAGCUUUCAAACCAGCUCAGUUACACUAGAGUAAAAGCAGGAAAAAAUUGCCCAUUGCCUUGUGUUUGAAUCCAUUCAUUUAUUUAUUUUUUACAACUCGAGACUGAUUGACUAUAGUUGUGGUGACCAAGUGGUUAACCAGAGGUUGAGCGAGCAGCACCCUAAACCUCUGGACAAGCACACUGGACUGCAAGACGACUGCAUUGGUCACCGAUAAUCCCCAGAAAGUCAAAUAAUUGCCAUUUAAUUUAUAAAUGCAGACAGACUGGCAAACAAUCCGAGUUAGUCUACUCCGAUGAGUACAACCUGCCUGCUCUCCUGCAGCAACUAUGUGAGUAUUUGAGGAGGAAUUUCAAAUCUAUGAGAAACUUGCUGGGCCCCACUGAAUAUGAGUUACUGUCAGUUUCUGUUCAAUGAGAAUUCCUGAAGCAUUUGAGAUUUUCACUCAUUUAUCACAUUUAAUCGUUGUAUUUUCACAAACGCAAUGUAACUGCCAACUUGACUCCAUUCAGCCGCAAACUGAUAGCAGACUGGCUGUGCUGCUGUAGCGCUUUCUUGAAGCACCAAAGUCAUUUUGAAGAUACCUGACUGCAGACGUGCUCCCUGUCUUUAAUGUAACCAUUUUAAAGGCAGUGAGAUUCCAACGUGAUUGGUGAGUGAUGCAAUAAUUUUGGUCGUGCUGUGGUCUCCUACCACUGUUUUACCUAGUGUGACUGUAGCAUGAACUAUUAGAAAACAAUAAAGCAACACUGGCAAAAGUUAAUAUAAACUUUAUCUUUACUGAAAUUGAUUGACUGAAUAUAAAAGAUGGAUGUAGAUAGGUGUGGAUUGAUCUGAUAUUUGGAUCUGCUACCAAUGAGUCAUUCUGUUCAAUUUAAAUCUAUAUUUUACUGACUUAAUUUCAUUUCUGUGUUUCACGAGUCAAAAGCAUGGAAGCUAACAUGGAGGAAGCUAAAAGCAAAGAAAUCGUUUAUUUAUGACUUAUAAGUUAACUUAUUUGCUGAAAAACUCAGACUCGGAUGCUUUCCCUAUCAGCUUCUCUCUCUUGUUUGCCCACUCUCGCUGGUCCUCACUCUUGUUAUGCUCAGUGUAACACUUGUUAAAAAGCUUUUAUUGCAUUACUGCAGUAACAUACAGUAACAUGUUGUCAACUCCAUGUGGUAUUAUUUCACCUCAUGUUUCUGUUAUUGGCUUUACCCCAUGCAUAUGAGGUGUGCUCACAGUGACAGCAGGUAAAGGUAGGUAAAGAAUUCAAUUUUAUUUAUAUAGCGCCAAAUCACAGCAGUAGUCAUCUGGAGGCGCUUUGAGAAGUGUCGCUGUAAAGGACGUCAGUAUGCAGUGGUCACUCACAGAACUAAAAUAAGACUAAUGUGAAUAAAUUAGAUGGAUAACAUUUUAUUUAUGAAAAGUAUGUUUGAAAGUAUAAUAAGUCUUUUCCUAAGAAAGAAAUACAA